This is a messenger RNA of Mya arenaria, 9388 nucleotides long. RefSeq names its product solute carrier family 23 member 2-like. Bases 294 to 2153 code for a protein of 619 amino acids. Gene Ontology annotation, biological process: transmembrane transport. Gene Ontology annotation, cellular component: membrane. Gene Ontology annotation, molecular function: transmembrane transporter activity. The transcript is spliced from 13 exons. Lineage: Eukaryota; Metazoa; Mollusca; Bivalvia; Myida; Myidae. The record is from RefSeq and is a predicted model, not a curated record.
AUGCACGCUAGCGCACAGUGGUCAGAAAAAGGCUCAGGGAGAGCAAUAUUUCAUAAGCAUAUAUACAUUGUAGAGAGAUGAUUUUUCUACCUUCUGUACCCUGAGCGUUAAACAAAGUAGGACUAAAAUCGGGACCGAAAAAACGUUUCGAAAAUAGCGAUAAUUUCGGAUAAACGGUGUUCGGAAUAGCUGUGUUUAAAUGAAGAGAGCUGAUUUUUCUUACUUUUGUACCCUGAGCGUUUUUUCUAUCUCCUGUACCCUGAGCGUUAAACAAAGAAAUUGAGGUCAUCCGAAUGGACGAGGAAAAGGCGCACGCGCACGAGAAUGGUUCCGUGGCAACCAAGCCUCUCACAGGCCCGGUCAAAAUUGAGGACGAAUCGGAAGACUCGGACUGUCCGCUUGUCUACAAGAUCAGCGAUCGACCGCCCGUACACCUUAUUAUAUUCUUCGGUUUCCAGCAAGCCGUGAUCUCUAUCGCCCAUCAGCUGGUCGUGUCCCUCCUCGUGGCGGAAGUCGUCUGCGCGUCGAACGACAGCGCGUUCAAGGCACGGCUGCUUAGCUCCACCCUCUUCAUGACCGGGUUAACUACGCUUCUUAUGGUCACACUCGGCGUCAGAUUACCGCUGUUCCAGGGCGCGGCCAUUGAGUACUUAUCCCCCCUCCUGCUACUUGGCACAGUGGACUCGACUUUCUGUACGACCACACAGACGAACCCAAAGUGUCUUAUCGUUGAGCAGGCAGUUAACAAUGCAAGUGCUGUAAUAUCUGGAACAACAAUGGCAUCACUGGCUGACAAUGUCACAUCACCUGCGGAAUAUGACAAAAUCAUCAACGCUGUAUCAUCGCUACAAGGAUCUCUGAUGGUAGCGGGUGCCAUCCACACAUUUGUGGGCUUUACUGGGCUUGUAGGUGUCCUUCUCCGCUUCAUCGGGCCCAUGACUAUCAUCCCCGCAGUCCUGCUCAUUGGUCUCUUCAUGAUCAAGGCCACCGCUAAGUUUGUCUACGUCAACUGGAUUGUGGCUCUCAUUACAGCAUCUGUAACAUUGAUCCUGACCCUGUACCUCGGAAAGAAGAAGACACCCCUGCCAAACUGGAAUCGAAAGAAGGGUUUCCACAUCCUCUGGUACCCACUACACCAGGUGUUCGCUAUUCUGAUUGGUAUGUUUGUUGGGACGGUUGUAUGUGCAAUAUUCACCGCCAAGGACGUUAUUCCAUUUGACGAGUGUAACCCCCACUUCCGCACUCGGACGGACGCUCGUAUAGAUGUGCUGGAAAAGGCUAGCUGGUUCUAUUUUCCUUAUCCAGGACAGUUCGGGCCUAUAUCAUUUAGUUCGGGUGCAUUAGUUGGCUGCCUUCUGGCCACAAUGUUGUCCAUUCUGGACUCUGUGGGUGACUACUUUGCUUGCGCCCGGGCGUGCCAUGUGCCGCCCCCGCCACGGCAUGCCGUCAACCGUGGCCUUGGAGUAGAGGGACUGUGCACGUUUUUUGCGGGCGCGGUGGGCUGUGGGCAUGCAACAACUACCUAUGCAGGCAACAUUGGUGCUAUGGGCCUAACAAAGGUGGCCAGUCGGUGGGUGUUUGUGGCAGUUGGGAUCAUCUACAUGGUGAUCGGGAUCCUGGGGAAGGUCUCCGCUGUGUUUAUCAUGAUUCCUGAGCCCGUACUGGGCGGGGCUCUUCUCUCAAUCACUGCAGUAUUCAUUGGUGUGAUAUUAUCCAACCUGUCCGAGGUGUCCCUGUCCAGCACACGGAACCUGGCCAUCCUGGGACUGUCUAUCACCAUCGGCAUUAUGGUGCCACAUUUUAUCGAGGAACACCCGGAAAUCAUAGACACAGACAAUAUAGCCCUUAAGAAUUUCCUGAAGAUGUUCUUCGGUAAUGCCAACUUUGCAGGUGCUCUCUGUGCAUUCAUCUUGGAUAAUACAGUGCCUGGUACAAAGAAGGAGCGAGGAAUUCUAGCGUGGUCAAAGGCUCAGAAAAACCUCUCCAACGAGAAAUACCUUGAAAGCAGCGAUCUUUAUAAACCUUGGCUUCCAACGGAAAUGAGAAAAUCAAAAUGGUUGAAAUUCCUUCCCUUCCUUCCUGAGCCAGAACAGGACAUAUCAGCGGAGCCGAUAAACAGAAACAUUGACCAUGAGGAAAUUGAAAUUUUGUGAUGAAAGUUCAGAAGUAGAUGUGUGUUUACUUUUACAUCUAAAUUUUUCUUUGAUCUGAUAGCAUAUCAUUUUCAUGGACUGUUUCUCAUUUUUUAUUUCAGUUAUUAAAAUGGAAUUGUGUAUUGAUCCAAACAUUAUAUGUUUAUGAUGUUAUAUAUUUAUAGAUACCCAUUACAAUGUGAUCGGCAAUUUCAAUUUAAAUGUUAAUUGGAAGUAUUUCUUUUCUGUUUGUUUGAGAACUGAAAUAAUGUAAUACUGAUUGGGCGGAUUGUUCAGAGCUUUGUUAAAGUUAACAACGUUGUUAACAGCAUCGUUGUUAACUUUUAAAUGUGAAAUAUUCGCUGAUGUGCUCACAUAUUUAAACAGAACGAGAACAGCUUAUACAGUUGUCUCAAAUCUUGGUAGAGAGACAGCAGAUCACAAGUGUUUCUGUGAAACUUCCAGAGCAUUAACAAGAGAGUUAACAAGGUCUGAACAAAUGACAAAUGUGUUAUAAGGGACAUGCUCUAAGAUAAUGUGAUAUUUAAUACAAUGUGGUUUAUUCAGGUUUUGUAUUCAUUACAUGAUGGAUAGUCAUGUUAAUCUUUCAUACUCACCGUUUAAGGAGAUAAGCUUGGGAAGGCUCAUUUUUAGCUCCGCGAAAAUUCACCCGAAAAAAGUAUUGAAGUUUCGUGCUUGAAAUCUAUGUAAUGAUAAUAUAUGAGCCUUAUAUAACGUACUUAAAUAUACUAUGUGCCAAAUAUUAACAAUUUUGUUAACAUUGGAUGUUAACAAUAUUGUUAACGGCAUCCUUGUUAUCUUUUAAAGUUAAAAUACUUAAUGAGUUGCUCAUAUAUUUUCAUAAAACGAGCACAGCUUAUCUCAUUUUUUUUUUACUGCAGAUCACAAGUGUAUCUGAGCAAUUAAGAUUCAAAAGUUACCGGUAACAACAAUGAUGUUAACAACAUAGUUAACUUAAGAAAAGUUCUGGAGAAUCAACCCAUUGUGUUAUAUUUCAGCAAACAAUUUGGAAAUACUUGAUAAAAAUAGUUUAAGAAUGUGAAAAAAAUGGUGUUUUUUUCCAUUUUUUGCCUUUUUUCAAAAAUACAAUAGAAGUCAUAUUUUUCUAUGAAAAUUAUUUAAGUCACAUUGAAUGUGAAAAGCUAAAUGUCUGCAAAAUAUGAAUGCUGGUGAGAUGUAACCACUUGGAAUAAACAACAAUAAAUUUUUUCUAAAAUUCAUCAAAAGUUGCAAAAAUGCCACUAUUUUAAAAUCUGUAUCAAUUUUUCAUAAAAUAUGUCUUAAUUCAGUGGUGAAAUUUAGUAAAUUCCUUCAUAUUUUUGUUUGCUGAGAACUAUAGUUUAUUUCAACAAUUGUUUCAAACACCACAAUGGCUUCUUUUUGGGAUUGAGAAUAUGCAGGGCCAAAAAUGAGCUUUCAUGAACCUAUCUACCUCAUUUUACCAUUUUUCAUCAUGUUAACUAUACAUGUACAUGAAUUUGUGAUAUUAUUAAAACAUUCAAAUCUGUCACCAUGCUCUACUGCCACUUUGUAUGUAUAAAGAUAGGGACCUGUUAUUGUUGUUAAGCUUAUAAUGGUCUGCCUGCCCCUUAUAUUGGCUGCAUUAUGGAUUGACCCCGGCACAUAAUUUUAAGGCCAAAUGGGUAGUUUUAUUCCUAUUGGUUUGUGGGAUAUUCGCCAAAAGAGUAAUUUUGUAUCAAAAAUGCCAUGACCCUGUGAUAAAUGACAUCACGAGUGGUCCCAUAUCUCUGACUAUUGGAUAUGAUUUUAUUUCUUUAGUCUUAACUAGUUGUAAUUUAGAAAAUUUGAUAGUAAAUGUGUCUUAAAAUAUCAUUUAUUAAUGUAAGAAUGUUAAUUAAAAGGGGGAGCAAGCCUUGCGAUCAUUUCAUUGACUAGAAAGUGUUGUGAGAAAAGAUAGGGACCAGUUUUCAAUAUCAUUCUUUUCCUAAGUUAUGCCUCAGUGAUUCUAUUCAUUUUAUUGGCCAAUAAAAACACUCAGAUUUUACCCUUAAAUUUAAGAUUGAUCUAAGUUGUUUAUUGAAUAUGGAUUGAGGGGAGGUAAUUAAUGUUGUUCUAAUCUUUGUCCUUAGACACCCCUAAGUGAUUGGCCGGUUAUUUUGAUAGUCCAAUCAAAAUCACAUGAAUUCUGAUGUUAAAAGUAAGUGAAAUCUGAGGUGGCUCACACCCCAAUGUAUAAAUUUCCUAGUUUUUGCGUACAUAAUAGUAUUAUAAUGAUGAAUGCACUCUCACAAAUUAACAGUUUUGACCUUCUUUCAUUUUUUUUGUCUCAGAAUCGGCAGAUUUUGGCAUCAGUAUCUUCAAUUCAGUCAUAUAUGAUCACUUGCUAUAUAAUAGAUCUCACUUGUUUGGUAAACUGACGAAAAAUUCAUUUUUCUUUAAGUGUUACUAUAAACCCUUUUAGCCAUGAAACAUCAAUUUUCAAACAUAAAUAUGAAAACUGCGAUCUGCUCUUUUGCCAGCAGCCUUAUAUCCAGACAUCAACACAAACUGGCUUAUUCCAAGAAAAAAAGUUGUCAACAAAUUCUGUGAGAGUGCAGCUUUAAAUUAAAACAUUAAAAUAAAAGUGAAAUGGGUAAGAUUUAAAAAAGAAAAAAAAUUGAGAUGGGCCCCAGGUUAAAACAUAGUAAAACUGUUAAUUAAAUGUAUGUGUAAAACAGAAUGAUGUUAACUAAGACAUGUAAUUUUCUAGCUACGUGAAUGUUAAAAGUGUUGGGAGUUGUACAACAGGGUUGCUUCAUAAUACUGUCGUGUGUUCAACUUUUCAUGCAUUUAGAACUGGCAUGUCUAAGUUUUCAUGUGUUAAGAACUUGUAUGUUCAACUUUCCAUGUAUAGGAACUCGCUUGUUUAUUUUUUUUUAUGUAUUAAAAACUCGCGUGUUCAACUUUCCAUGUAUUAAGAACUGACAGGUUCAACUUUUCAUGUAUUAAGAUCUUGCAUGUUCACUUUUUAGCUCACCUUAGCCGUAGGCUGAGGGUGUGCUUUUAGGAUCGAUGAUUGUCCGUCGUCCGUUGUCCACACUUAGUUUGUUAACACUCUAGGGGUCACAUAUAUCUGGGGUCAAAAACUAGGUCACAGAGCCCAAAUAUGGAAAAUCCUUGUUAACACUAUCCAGACAAAAUUUUAAGCCUAAAUAUCCUGGAAAUUUGUCAGAAAGGUUGUUUCGAUGAUUUUUAGCUCAAGUUUGAAUAUGGUUACAGAGCCCAAAUAUGGAAAUACCUUGUUAACACUCUCAAGGUGACAAUUUCAUACAUCAGAGAAGCCAAAUCCCUGUUAUUGCCAUUUUAAUUAUCAACAAGUCUAUAGCACAAAGUUUAACUGAGGUGAGCGAUAUAGGGCCAUCUUGGCCCUCUUGUUUAUAUAUCAAGAACUUGCGUGUUCAAUUUUUCAAGUAUUAAGAACUCGCUUGUUCAACUUUUCAUGUAUCAAGAACUCAAGUGUUCAACUUUUCAUGUAUUAAUAUUGCAUGUUCAACUUUUCAUGUAUAAAGAACUCGCUUGUCCAACUUUUCAUGUAUCAAGAACUCAAGUGUUCAACCUUUCAUGUAUUAAUAUUGCAUGUUCAACUUUUCAUGUAUUAAGAACUGGCGAGUUCAACUUUUUUUGUGAAAAAACAUGCAUGUUCAACUUUUCAUGAAUAAACAACACACGUUUUCAGUUUUUCAUGUAUAAAGAACUCGCUUGUUAAACUUUUCAUGUAUUAAGAACUCAAGUGUUCAACUUUUCAUGUAUUAAGAACUCGCUUGUUCAACUUUUCAUGUAUUAAGAACUUGCUUGUUCAACUUUUCAUGUAUUAAGAACUGGCAAGUUCAACUUUAAAAAAAAAAAGAACAUGCAUGUUUAACUUUUCAUGUAUAAAGAACUCCCAUGUCGAACUUUUCAUGUAUAAAGAAACAUAUUUUCAACUUUUCAUGUAUUUAGAACUGGCAAGUUCAACUUUUUUUGUAAAAAGAACAUGCAUGUUUAACUUUUCAUGUAUAAAGAACUCCCAUGUCAAACUUUUCAUGUGUAAAGAACACAUAUAUUUAACUUUUCAUGUAUUAAGAACUCAAGUGUCCAACUUUUCAUGUAUAAAGAACUCCCAUGUCAAACUUUUCAUGUAUAAAGAACACAUAUUUUCAACUUUUCAUGUAUUUAGAACUGGCGAGUUCAACUUUUUUUUUUAAAAAGAACAUGUGUGUUUAACUUUUCAUGUAUAAAGAACUCCUAUGUCAAACUUUUCAUGUAUAAAGAACUCUCAUGUCGAACUUUUCAUGUAUCAAGAAACAUAUUUUCUACUUUUCAUGUAUAAAGAACUCGCUUGUUCAACUUUUCAUGUAUUAAGAACUGGCAAGUUCACCUUUUUUUUUUAAAAGAACAUGCGUAAUUAUGUUUUCAUGUAUAAAGAACUCCCAAAUUGUCAAACUUUUCAUGUAUUAAGUGCUUCCGUGCUCAAAUCUUCAAGCUUUGCAAACAUACAUUUACAUUCACACGGUUGUUAAACAUGGUAUAUCUUUCAUUAUUAUAACUCACGUGACCUGCCCAUGUUAAUUUCUCAUAUACCCAUCAUGGGCAAUUCCUUACUGUCACACUGACAGUACCGUUAUGACCGGUUGACAUUAUUACUGUCACAUUAUAGCACGUGCGUCUAAAAAUAGGCAGGUGGGGUUUCCCAAGUCUGAGGUGGUAAGCGCUUAUAAAAAUGUGUUGUAAAUCUGGUACCUUCCGGUGUUUGCAAUAUUUCCAAAGGACAUUUGCAGGAUAAUGUCAGCUAGUGUAAACAAACAGUUUGUGUCAGUUUCUGCAGAGGAAUACAAUACAUGUUGUGCAUUUUGUUACAUUUUCAGAUUUAUUGUUACAGAAACAAUUACAGAAUAAAAAUGAUUAAACUUGAAAGUUAUGUAAUGAUGAUUUUGUUAUAAAUAUAUAUAAAUGUAACUGUGUUUGGUAUAAUGAAAUAAAUAUUGCAUGGCUUCCAGCUUCGGCUUCGCCUCGGGUAACAGUAUUUCCCUCAUGUUGACAAUAUGUACCGUCACACUGGAAGCCAUGCAAUAUUUAUAUAAUACUGGUUAAUGGAAGCCAUUGUCAUGAAAUAUUUUUUUGUAAAUUGGUAAUCAAAAUUUCAUUCUUAUAUUUUUUAACCCCACUGUCAAAUCUCUGUAAAGAAAGCAUAGUUGUACAGUCAGUCAAAUGUAAUUUUGUGUAUACAAACUUUAAUCAGAUUAUUUUAAAACACUUAAUAAGGAAAAUCCUACGGUGACAACUUUAUCAAAGUUCCUUAAUUUAGAUUAUAUGCUUUCAGGUGGUAAAUAAAGAUUUAUCAGUGAAAUAAAAUUAAUAUUUCACUGUUUCAACACAAAAACGUGUUCUUAGGUCUUCUAUUCAAUUUUGGUUGAUACAAAAAAAAAAAAAAAAAUCGUAAAAAUAAAUACUAUGUGCUGUAAAUCUGUAUAACAAAUCAUAACUUAAAUGUAGCUUGAUGAUAGUUAUAAUUUACUCAGAAUCAAAUUAGACAUAGAUAUCAAUAAGAAUAAAAAAUAAUUACUGAACUCCAUUGUUUUAAAGCUGCACUCUCACAGAUUGACAGUUUUGACAUUUUUUUAGUUUUUGCCUCAGAAUCAGCGGAUUUUUGUAUCAGUGCCUUCAAGUCAGUCAUAUAAGAUCACUCACAAUAGAACAGAUCUGAAUUGUUGAGCAAAAGUGCCGAAAAUUUCAUAUCUUUUAAAGCCUGAAAUGUAGUAAAGCUUUUAACCAUAAAAUAUAAAAUUUCAAACAAAACUUUGAAAAUCUGUGAUCUGAACUUUUAUCAGCAUUCUUCUAUCACUGGUUCUUAGACAUUUAGGAAAAAAUUGCUAAAUCUAAUACAAAAAAUAAAGUCAUCAAAAUGGUCAAUCUAUGAGAGUACAGCAUCAAGGGAGUUGGCUAGUUUUUUAGUUGAGCAGUAGUUGCGAUAAAUUUGCUUUAAAUCAUUUAUUUUUAAUUGGUUGUUUUAUUUAUGUGUUUCUUUUACAGCAUGGAUAUUGUAGAAAUUUCACUCUGUCAUUAUGUUUUAUACAUGUAUGUGAAACAUUAAUUGUUCUUUUUUUAAUUCUUAGUUUUCCUUCUGGUCAGAUAUUUUACUUUAUAAAUAAAUGGUCUUCAAUUCCGCGUUUGUGUCAUACUCAUUAUACGUUUUUCUUUGCACAAUAUACAGUAUGUGUAUACUGUUUAUCAUUGUUUACUUGUGAUAAAUCACGCCAUAAAUGCUACACCUGAAGGCAACAUUUUAGCAGAUCCAUGGUCUAGUGGUAACACACUUGACUGUCAAUCCAGGGGUCACAGGUUUGAUACCCUGCCACAUCACUAAAAACAAAAUACUAAUUGUCAUCUGGGAGGGACAUGAAAUGGGAGGUCCUGUGUUAAAGUACUAUUCACUAGUGCAGGUUUAAAGAACCAGGGUAGCUCUAACCAGGUUUACAUUCUAUCUGUGCACUAUGCUCCAAAAACCUAAAAUGACUUGCAAUUUUAUUGGAGCACUCGCCAAAUGGGCAAGGCCGGAGUGCGAGUAUAUGUAAGCUAACAUACUCAACUUUUUGCCUCCAAUGGAAACAUAAAACAAUGAUUAUUUUUCAUAAAGAGCACCACCUUUGAUUUAUUACUGGAGAUUGAUUUGGCGACACAUUGACGACUCUAUUUCAAAAAUAAAGUUUUGACAAUGCUCCAUCAGGUGGCGGUUUUGUGAAAAUGUCUGUGGAAGCGUUUUAAGGAUCUAAACUCUGAAUCAAACUCUAUUUAAAUACCGAAGGCGGGGCUCUGUAAGCGGCGUAGACUGUGAAAUGUUUCAUUUAAAAUGGUGAAGAAAUAGUAAUGUUAUCUUUCUUUAAAGUCUUCAUUCAAAGCAAAAUAUUGCCUCCAGACAAAGCACUUACGACACAAUUUAUCACAUGGGAUUACACUGUUAUACACUGUACUACAUUUUUCAUUUGAAAAUGAUCACUUUUCUAAGAUCUGUCCACAGAUAGUCCUUAAAAACCUUUAUAUAUUUCUCAUCGUUGACAAUGAGCAUUUUAGAAAAUUGACUUCAGAUAGUAACUGUCUAAUUAAGAUGUUUUACUACCAGUUAUAUCUACCCUUGUUUACUUUUCUUUUAUGACAAAUUGUCCAUUAUUUUAUCUAACCAGAUUAGUUAUAUUACUGCAAGAUGCACUGGAAACAGUGAGAUUUGAGAUAUUCUCAAAAAAUAAAAUGCUGCAAAUGUU